AUGGUUAUCAUCGGCAUGGAUAGCAACGUGGGGUUGAGGGGCCGUAAUCAAGGAUUGCCCAAUAGAGCUUCCUCUUCAGAAAUAGCGGACGAAAAUAACCCGAAUGCAGUCUCGAGGCACUUGCGCUUCCACAUUGACCAAUCUAUCAAAAUCGUUGAAUCUCGCAAGCCAAUCGGCAUGACUGACGUUGUGCAAGUGUCAAAACUCCUUUUUUCUACAACCUCAGCGUUUGGAGCUGGUGGGCUCCACAAAAAAUAA
Molecule: messenger RNA, 258 nt
Organism: Botrytis fragariae
Lineage: Eukaryota; Fungi; Ascomycota; Leotiomycetes; Helotiales; Sclerotiniaceae
Exons: 2
Coding region: 1-258 (85 amino acids)
Source: RefSeq, a predicted model, not a curated record